This is a messenger RNA of Achroia grisella, 778 nucleotides long. It is a transcript of the gene Rrp46, whose product is annotated as exosome complex component RRP46. The record is from RefSeq and is a predicted model, not a curated record. Gene Ontology annotation, biological process: poly(A)-dependent snoRNA 3'-end processing; rRNA catabolic process; U4 snRNA 3'-end processing. Gene Ontology annotation, cellular component: nucleolus; nuclear exosome (RNase complex); cytoplasmic exosome (RNase complex). NCBI's taxonomy places the organism in Eukaryota, Metazoa, Arthropoda, Insecta, Lepidoptera, Pyralidae. Bases 116 to 778 code for a protein of 220 amino acids. The transcript is spliced from 5 exons.
AAUAACAGUACCAAAAUCAAACAAAAUUGUUAUCGUAAUAAAUAAAUUUAAAUGUUCUCAAAAGUAUUCAGAAUAUAAUUAUUUAUUCUGUAGAUUUAUAAUUACAAUUAUAGUCAUGGGUGCAGAUGAAGAAAUGAGCAAAGAAUUUAAAUUGAAACCUAUGAAAUGCGAAUUAAACUUUUUGAGCAAAUCGGAUGGAUCGGCAAUAUUAUCACAAGGUGAAACAGUGGCGCUGGUCAGCGUCAAUGGCCCACUAGAUGUCAAAAUGCAAAGUCAGAGCAUAGAGAAGUCAACAUUGGAGGUGUUAUUCAUUAGCAAAGGUGGCAAACCAUCAGUUGGCGACAGGUAUAAAGAGAAUAUAAUAAGACAGACAUGUGAAACGGCAAUAUUGGGCAGUCUGUACCCGCGCACCGCUAUCACAAUCACCAUACAAGAGUUGGAGGAUUAUGGAGGGUUCCUGUCGUGCUGCCUGAACACCGCGUGCCUGGCUCUCCUCAACUCGGGCGUGGCGAUGCGAAACGUGUUUGCGGCCGUCUCCUGCGCCCUCGACGAGGCGGGGAACAUAAUGCUGGAGCCAACGAAGCAGCAGCUGGAGUCUACUCGUGCCAUCAUGAACUUCGUGUUCGACAGUCGAGAGAAAAGUUUAAUUACUUCGUUCACAGAAGGCACUUUCAGUGAAGACACAUACAAGGAGGCGUUGGCACGGUGUCGGUCAGCUAGCGAUCUAAUCUUUGCAUUCUACAGAGAUAUAGUUAGAAAAUAUUCAAAUGUCAUAUGA